Messenger RNA from Cladocopium goreaui, 5856 nucleotides. NCBI's taxonomy places the organism in Eukaryota, Dinophyceae, Suessiales, Symbiodiniaceae. The record is from the annotation of a GenBank genome assembly.
GCCAAUGCAGUGGAAAGUGAGUCUGAGGAGGAGGAGGAGAGUGAAAAGAACCUUUGGCAACCACAGAGAUCUCUCUUCAAGGAUGACAUGGGCAAUGUGGAGGAAGUGGCUGUAGCUUUGGGAUGGACAAAGCAGUUUCAGCAAAAGAAAAGGCCUGGCCAGAUGGACCCUGAAGUGAACUUGAGCCAGCUCCCACCCUACUCAGCUACCAAACUGAUGGAUGGCAGCAUCAAUGUGUCCAACAAGGACAAGAGCACUGUCCUAAUGCUUGGGCCUCCUUUGUCACCUGCAACAUUCAUCUACAGGGACCAGGUGUACCACAUGUGCAUGCCAGCAGAAUGUGCUGUGCUUUGUGACAGUCAGCCCUGGGCACAAAAGUACAUUGAAAGUUCCACCAGCAUGCCACCUCCUCCAGUUGCUCUUCCCCAAGUUCCAUCAGCACCUCCACAGUCUGAUGCUGGAAGCAUGUCUUCCUAUGAUACCAGUGCAGCUUAUUUGCAGCUACUGGGCAGUGGCUUGGCAAGAGCUGGGGCUGGGUGGUGGCAGCCAGGUUUCCUUGGGCACAAGGAGUUGCAAGCACAGCAGCCACCAGCAAGAGAACUGAGCCAGGCACAGGCAGCAAAGCCUGAAUCCACUGGAGCAAACACACAGCAAGGCCAGCAGGCACAGGCAGCACAGCCUGAAUCCACUGGAGCAAACACACAGCAAGGCAAGCAGGCACAGGCAGCACAGCCUGAAUCCACUGGAGCAAACACACAGCAAGGCCAGCAGGCACAGGCAGCACAGCCUGAAUCCACUGAAGCAAACACACAGCAAGGCCAGCAGGCAGCACAGCCUGAACCCACUGGAGCAAACACACAUCAAGACCAGGCACAGGCAGCAAAGCCUGAAUCCACUGGAGCAAACACACAGCAAGGCCAGCAGGCACAGGCAGCACAGCCUGAAUCCACUGGAGCAAACACACAGCAAGGCCAGCAGGCACAGGCAGCACAGCCUGGAGCACAGCAGCAAACACCACAGGCAGCCAGCUCAGAACAGCAGCUGCAAGUUGGUGACUUGGAUUAUGUGCUGCAUUGGGCAGGUAACAUCAUCAAUGAUGUAGCUGUCCAGGAGGCUUUGGCCAAAAGGAAAGCUGCAGCCCAGGGCAAUGCCAGACCAGGAACCAAGGUGUAUGUCUACUGGGCAUCCCUAUGGGAAGGGCAGUGGCAAGUGGCAGCUAUACAUGCCUAUGCCCAGGGUCAAAGUGAAGGUCAUGUCCUGGACCAGAAUGAGCAGAAGUGGGACCUGGAGGGGGUGAUGAGGCAGGUUGUUGCUGGCACCACCACCAUUGAGGAGGAUCAGUUGGGAAUGGGCAUCAGCUGGGAAAUGUUGACCAGGGUGAAAAACCUGGAGGGGAAGCCCAUCAACAAAGUGAUUGUGCACCAAGCACUUGUCAAGAAGCUCAAGGAACAGGAAUGGACCAUUGCCAAGAUGGAGUUGCUGGACACGAGGAAACAGAUGAGGGAUGCUGCCAAUAAUUUGGGUCAGGCAAGAUGCUGCUUGCUGUUCGAAGCCCAAUUUGGCUUCAAUGCGCAGCACCUUGGCAGCAAUGGUUGGGGCCAGUGGUGCACUGGCAGUUCCUCAAUUGGCCUUUCAGACUCAGGCUUAGAAAAGUUUCACUUACCAUACAAGGUUGCCACUGUCCAAGAAGGAUUCAACCAGAGAGCUUACUGGGACCAAGAUGCCCAGGGUGAGCCAGAAUGGCUUUGGGGCAGGGCCCAUGACUACAUGAAAAUCCAGUUGGCACCCAGUAAGUUUUUGCUGAACAACAAAGACACUUUUGCCAGUGAAUUUGAGGCAUGUGAAGUUCCAGCCCAAGAAUUUCAUUUCAGGAAAAAAGCUGAAAAAGAUGAUAGAAAAAAGAACAACAGGUGGGUGGAACAUACCAUGGAAAGCAGGGGUUUCUUCAUUGCACUGAUGUGGUGCAUGAAGAACAGGGCUUUAGCACUGGAGUCAAAGAAGAAGGCUUUGGCUUUGUUGAAAGGCUUGAUUGCCAGCAGCUUGGCUUUUGCUGCAGCGGCAGGCCCUGUGGCUAUGUCCUUGUCUGUGCCUGAUGAGGGUGGCUUGAUCCACCAGGCACUUUUGACUUUCAGUGGUCAAGGGAUCACACAUGAGUGGGCAGGGGUUGUGUCCAAGUAUGGGCCUGCCACUGCACUAUGGCACAAGCUGCAUAAAGCCAAUUGGCUGGGCUCCUGCCUGUGCAGCAGCUUGGGGGCAACAACCAUGGGUGACAUCAUUUUCUUCCUUUGCUAUAUCAGUGCCCAUCCCUUGCUCAAAGUGUCUGGCCAAAAUGUGCUGCAAGGCUUUGGGAGACUGGCCUUGAAGGGCUUCAUUUGGCAAACAGGAGUGUGGCUGGCUGAUUAUGCCAGGCACCUGUGUACACUCAACAUCCAGUCACUUCCAUUGAUGAGGUCCAAGUCUGGCAACAUCAGGAAAACCCUUGAUCCUGUGAACAGAAUGAUUUUGCUCCACAAAUUGAGGAAAGAAAAAGUGCACAGAAUGAGGGUGGCAUCCACCCAUGGGGAACUUGUGCCAGAGCAGUCUGCCAUGAUGAAAUAUGAGAGUUACAUUGAGUGUGCCUUGUACCAGAAAUCCAUGCAAGAGACCUUUGGGGGCCAGAAACAGGUCAGUGUGGCCUGGGACCCAAGCAAUUAUGGUGGAAAGGAUGUGCUGGUUUCAAUCAUCUACUCUUCUUCUUUGCGCAGAGCUGGCUAUCUGAUGAACCAGCAGUUGACCAAGGUUAGGGUUGGGGAUGUCCAUGAAAGUCUUCUUCCUCUUGUCAAGCAAAGGAAGUUGACAAGAAUAGAAGGAUACAAUGAGCUGAGGGGCCUGUCCCACAGCUUGUCCCUCAUUGGCUUAACCUUGAUGGACUUUGCAGUGCCAGAAGGAUUGAUUCUGAGGCCACUGCUGAAGCAAGAGCUGCUCCUACCUCAGCCAAAUGGAAGGCCCUUGGUCCACAACACUGUGACUCAGCUCACUUACCCAAUGGUGCCUCCAGCACUGCAGCUCAGCCAGCUACCUUUGCUUGUAUCCAUAAGUGACCAAGGUGGCUGGUUUGCAAAGAAGAAAAGUUGCCUGGAAGAAUUUCUGCUCCAGAACAACUCUGACUCCUAUUGUUUUGCCAACUAUGCUUCUGUGAUUGCCAGAGAAAGACGAAUCAGGGAACCUCAGCAUGAACAAGACUGUGAGGCCUUGUUUGAAACAUUGAAGCACCUUCAGAACUUCAAUACCAAAGGCCCUUUAGUGAAGCUCAUGCGCUGGUUUAGCUGGUUCGAGACAGCAUGCUGGUGGGAGGGAGAAUAUUUUGCUACAAGAAUGAUUUUGGAAGAAAUGGGAGCAAAAACUGAAGGAAAAGAAGAAGCAGCAGAACUUCCAAAUGAAGAAGACCCCCAGAAAGAGUUGAGGGAAUUGAAGAAAAAACAAGGGACUUGGAAGCUUGCCCCUCAAAUGGUGACCAACACCACAAUGUGUGUCAAAGACAUUGUGCUCACAGUGGGCAAAGCUGCCUGGAAGCAUCAUGCUGCCAGGGCCAGGGAAGUGACCAGUGCUGUUGAUGUGCUCCACUUCAAUAUCCAAGCUGCUGGUCACAAGGGUUGGGCUGAAGAGCUUGUUUCCAUGGUACAUGACAGCCUAUGGAACCAGGAGCUCUUGCUGCACUUGCAGGAGGACUACUGCUUGCAUGAGCAAGCUUUGGAGUGGCACAUGGACUUCUUUGACAAACUCCUGGAAACCAGGUCCAUGAGCCUCACUUCCUUCCACACACUGCCACCCAACAGGUACCACCAUUCUCUGUCCAGAGAAAGGGUGGUUGCACAAGCAGCCCAUGAUAUGGCCAUGCAGGACUUCCAGGCUUUGCUUACUGCAGAGGAGGCUGAUGUGGAAAGCCCCAAUCUGAAAGUUGAAGCUUUGGCUUUGAUGGCUUGGACCAAGAACCCUGUUUGCAGAGCCCUCUACCUGUCCUACCUGGAAGAUGAUUGCCAAGCAGCAGGCCCAGCUUUGCAAAGGGUCAUGGCUGAAACAUUGGGUGAUUCCAAGAUGGUGGAGAAUGCCCACCAAUUUGGAAAAGACUUGCUCAGAAGCUCCAGGCACAAGACCUUUGGGAAUGUCAGGAUCUGGUCCAAUACAUUGAACAGCCAAGCUUUGGAAAGGAGAGGCAGCCCUGUGGUCACUUUUCACAAAUUUGAAAAGGCUACUGGCCCUUUGCCACCACAGGAUGAAAGAGUCCACCUUGCCAAAUCUUUGAAAGCUACCCAGCACCACUUGCCCAAAGCCAUCCAGAACCUCAUGGUGCCCAUAAGUGGCAAAAACCGAUGGCCAAGCCCAAAUCCAGCUAGUUUGUUUGCUUCUGUGGCUGCCACUGAGUGGGUCUUCAAAUUUUUUGGAGAAGGUAGAGAAGUGGACCCAGGGACAACUGCAAAUGAUGCCUGGCUUUCCAUUUUGGCACAGCCUGGCCACUUCCUGGUGCAACAAUCCCAGCACACAUUAUGGAAAGUCAUGGCAAGGGCAGAGUAUGGCUUCCUUGCCUGGCAGGCUCACAUUGAAGUCAGUGAUGGGCAAAGAAUUUAUCUGCUGGAAGCAAACCCCAGCUGCAUACAGUGGAGGCACAUUGUGGACCUCAGUGAUUGGCUGCAGGUUCCUGUCAAGCCCACUAUGAUGUAUGAGAAUGUGGGACCUUUGGGUUGGGUGGCAUCUGGCAACCCCUUGCCAUUGGAUGUGGCAGUGGUGCAAGCUGCCAUCUCUUUGACUGUCAAGCAGAUGAGGUCACUGCUCAAGCUGUACAAUGUGAAAGUGGCUGGCAAUGCAUCCAGAGCAACUGUAGAGAAGAUGCUUGUGGAGACAGUGCUGCAAGAUGAGGCAAUGAGGCAAGAAGCUUUCAAAAAAUUCAAGGCAAAGACCAAAACCAAGGAUGAUGAUGAUGACUUGGACUCUGAGCUGAGUGAGGUCAUCUCUGAGCUUGCACAGGAUGAGUUCAAUCAGCAGGACUUGAAGGAGUACAAGCAGAAGAAGAAGGUGACCAGGUUGAAAAGGAAGUUGUCUUCCAAAGAACCCCUGGAGGACAAGAAACCCAAGAGGAGGGCAAAGGCAAAGGCCAAAGCAGCAGCAUCCAACAAAAGAAAGGCACCAUCCUAUUUCAUCCAUGGUGUCUUGAAAAGGAGGAAGCAGAGGGCAGGGGCAGAUGAAUUGGUUGAUGCCACCAAAGAGGCUUUGGCUGACAAGAAUGCUGUGGUGGAAGCAGGCAAUGUUGAGGCAAUGAGCAGCACCCCUGCAAAACAUGAAGUGGAGGCACCACUGGCACCAGAGGGGUCAGGGCCUGCAAGCAGCAGUGGCAGCAAAGGACCUGCACCUGCUGAACCUGCAAGCUUGGUAAUGUAUGACAAGGCCUUGACCAAGACACCUACCACCAAAAAAGCUUCCACCCCAGUACCUGGGCAGAAGAAGGAAAGAGAGCCAAAAAGGAAAUCACCUGAGGAAGUGCUGUCCCUGAUGACACCACCAAGGUGUCAAAUUGGCAUCUCCUUCACUGACCACCGCUUCACCUCCAAAAUGGCUUUUGAGUCAAAGGAAUUCACUGGAAGGAUGAAGCAACAGACCUUCACAGUAUCAUUUGCUCAAAGGCUAUCCUGGGACCAAGCACUCAAAAGAGUGCAUGAAUACAAUUGGAGAAAGUGGCACAUGGUGAAGGAACAGUUGCCAUUGCCAGCAGGCCAGGAACCACAACCCCCUGGAGAAGUGCCUCAGCAUGUGAUGGAACAGCUGAAACCCACCAUUGAUGCUUUGCCACCAUUGCAGAAGGACAAGAGCAAGGCUAAGCCUUAG